CCUCCUCGAAUUCAAAUAAAAGCUUACAAAAAUGGUCUAAAUGAAUAACAAUGAAAUCACAGGCUUCCCCAAAUCUUCAGAAUUCUGCAAAGUGAAAUCCUGUUCAGUAGUGUACCAAUAAAAAAGUAAAUGCAGGGAACCCGCAAGCGAAAGCUACCUCACCAGCAAUCCUCCGCCAAAUCUCCCAAAACCACCGCAAAAAGCGGCUGCGCCACCGCCGAAAGCCCACUCCCCCAUCACCUUCGCCCAACCCCUGAAGAAUGCGUCUCUGUACGAGACGACCUCUUGUCCCUCCACGGUUUCCCCCAAGAAUUCAUCAAAUACCGCGAACAAAGAUUGAAAGCAAAAUCCCAACUCAAAAUUUCUACCAAGUUGGAGCCUUGUGUGAGUGUCGGAGAAUUUGAUGAGAAAGAGAGUGUUUUGGAUGGUCUAGUGAAAACCAUACUGUCCCAGAAUACAACCGAGCUUAAUUCUGAAAGGGCUUUUGCUUCGCUUAAAAGUUCUAUCCCUACUUGGGAAGAUGUUCUUGCAGCUGAUUCCAAGUGCAUUGAGGAUGCAAUAAGAUGUGGAGGUCUGGCACCAACAAAGUCUUCUUGUAUAAAGAAUUUGUUGAGUUGCUUGCUUGAGAAAAAGGGGAAGUUGUGCAUGGAAUACUUAAGAGAAUUGUCCAUAGAGGAGGUCAAAGCAGAGCUCUCACUUUUGAAAGGGAUUGGUCCCAAGACGGUUUCAUGUGUUCUGAUGUUCCAUUUGCAACACGACGAUUUCCCAGUUGACACACAUGUUUUCCAGAUAGCUAAGACUAUGGGUUGGGUACCAGCCGAUGCAGACAUAAAAAAGACGUACCUCCAUCUCAACACGCGGAUUCCAGCUGAGCUGAAAUUUGACCUGAAUUGUCUUCUGUACACUCAUGGUAAGGUUUGUCGGAGAUGCUCUAAUCGGAAAGUAGGCGGCAAGACUAAAGAAACCGAAGAUGGAGAUUGUCCUCUGUUAGCUUAUUCCAAUCGAUGUAUAGUUCAAAACCUUUAGAAAUGCAGUUUGAUGAGAUCAAGAAAUUCCGCCGUGAUCAUGGGGGAUUUCGUGAAAGAAAUCCUCGUGAAGCCGAUACAGUACGCGGACGAGGUUGUAAAGUUGGCGGACGGCGCCAUUUCUUUCCGCCAAGAUUGCCUGGAAGUCAAGACCAAGA
Sesamum indicum (sesame) is the source of this 1183-nucleotide messenger RNA. Its product is annotated as DNA glycosylase superfamily protein. NCBI's taxonomy places the organism in Eukaryota, Viridiplantae, Streptophyta, Magnoliopsida, Lamiales, Pedaliaceae. Gene Ontology annotation, biological process: base-excision repair. The record is from RefSeq and is a predicted model, not a curated record. Gene Ontology annotation, molecular function: catalytic activity.